Vavraia culicis subsp. floridensis is the source of this 2052-nucleotide messenger RNA. RefSeq lists its product as uncharacterized. The transcript has a single exon. The coding region runs from base 1 to 1605 and encodes 534 amino acids. Lineage: Eukaryota; Fungi; Microsporidia; Pleistophoridae. The record is from RefSeq and is a predicted model, not a curated record.
AUGCAGAACAAGUUCCCUACCAUUGAGGAAAUAGCAUAUGAGGAAAUAUACGGCAAAAAGCGUCCACAGAGCAAGCCACACUCCAUAAAAACAGCGCACAAUCUGCGCCAGAGCACAUCGCCGCAUCCCACAAGAUCGUGGUCGGCACUCAACGUACCGCAUCGGCCGCCAAUCAAGCCUUCUAGCACGGUAAGUGCGGUUGAGCGGGCCGCUGGUAUGCACGUGGUCAAGGGGUACGUGAAUGAACGUAACCGACUUAUAAGGGUGCAGCAUGAGAAGGGUGGAGUUAAUUUCUGUGAUUGCGGAUCGGUGAUGGUCUUUGAGGAUUUUGUGCGUGUUAAGAUGUUCUUGGAGAGGUGGGGUGUUAUUAAUUGCAAGGAGGAGUUGCUUGGUGAUGUGAUUGGGGUAGAGCAGCAGAUUGAACGGGCUGUUGGGGGCAGGGCUGAUGAGAAUGAAAGAGGAGUUGGUAGCGAUGGCCAAAAUGGGGAUGAAAGGGGAGUUGGUAGCGAUGGCCAAAAUGGGGAUGACAAUGUCAAGGCUACCGAUGCAAACAGCGAUUUGACCGGCAGCACUGCCAAGGGCACAAAUAAAGAACAAACCGUAGAAAGCAUAAAUAACUUUUUUAAAGAAAACGAUUUCACAGAAAAGAAAAUACCGCCCAUCAAAACAUGCCAGUGCCCCACUACCGAGUCAUCAUACAACCUAAAAGAUACCACCAUAGUGUGUGAAUCGUGCUUAAAAAGGGGGAGGUACCCCGACAGCAUAUCACGUUCAGAUUUUCGUUCACUCCAAGACAUUGAGCCGUACCUCACCGACAUAAGCGAUGAGAAUUUGCUGAGCGGCGUGCGCAGAUACGGUGAUGACUGGCAGAGAGUGGCACAGCAUAUGAAUGUAACGAAGGAGGAGUGCGUGUUACGGUUUUUGAAGAAGGAGUUGGUUGGUGUGAGGGAUGUUGAUGUGGAGGUGCUGAUGAGCAGUGGUAAUCGUAUUAUGAGUGUUGUGAGCUUUUUGUGUAGUUGUGUUGAUGCGCGGGUUGCUGCUGUGUUUGCAAGGAGUGUUAUCUGUGAUUAUGAGAAGGAGAGUGGAGUUGAGAACAGCAGAGAAGAUGGAGCUGAGAACAGCAGAGAAGAUAGAGCUGAGAACAGCAGAGAAGAUGAAGCUGUGAACAGCAGAGAAGAUGGAGUUGAGAACAGCAGAGAAGAUGGAGCUGAGAACAGCAGAGAAGAUAGAGCUGAGAACAGCAGAGAAGAAAAUAAAAACCAUGAAAGUGAUCAUGUAGAUGAAAAUAAUCAGAUAAGCAGUACCAAAUACGUACAUGAUGAACAAAAUGGAACAACCACAGACAAACAAAGCGUAAAACACUCUAUUCUCGUUACGAAUGCCCUUGCAGCAGCACAAGACAAGGCAAAAGAGCUGCUCAUCCUGGAACAGGACAAGAUGAUAAGAUUGGUAGAAGUGAUCUUAGAGGCACAGGUAAAGAAGAUGGAACUAAAGGAGGAAGCGUUCACUGAUCUGAAGGGCAGUUUCAAGAAUGAAAGGAUUGAACUGAUGAAGAUCAGGGAGGGGUACAAGAGUGAGAUUGAGGAGAUUAGGAAGGAAAUAUGAAUUAAUGGCAGUAGCACGGUACUACGUAUUGAAGAUGAAUGUGUGGUACCGAUCUGUGCUGAGAAGUGCAAAUCAUCGUUAACUACGUGCGUAUGCUCUGCAUAUUUGGGAGAAAGGAGGGGUAGGAAAUGUUAAACAACAGCAAAAAUAAUGUUAGAGGAGGAGACCCUUACCAUUAAAGUAUUUGUUAGUGCUAAAAUAAUUAUUUUGGUAAAGAAACGUAUGCUUGGAGCGGUCCGCUUCUUCAUUUCGUUUCUACGGGGUGAUCAGACCGCACAGAAUGCGUACCAUUUUGGUAAUGCUACCUCAUCCCAAAUAAAACGUUCUGUUUACGUCAGAAUUGUUAUUUGUACCAUUCCACUCUCCAUCCACUCUCCAUCCACUCUCCAUCCACUUUCCAUCCACUCUUCAUCCACUCUCCAUCCACUCUUCAUCCACUCUUCAUCC